AUGGCUUCUGGUAAAGAACAAGAGCAACAAGGGUUUAAACAAGCAAAGUGUGUUAAGGUUCAUGGACCUAUCAUUGUAGGUGCAGGACCAUCUGGCUUAGCCGCUGCUGCUUGCCUUUCUCAACAAGGAGUCCCUUCUCUAAUUCUUGAAAAAAGUGACUGCAUAGCUUCUCUUUGGCAACAAAGAACCUAUGACCGCUUAAAACUUCACCUUCCUAAACAUUUCUGUGAACUCCCGCUUCUUGGUUUCCCUGCUAAUUUCCCCAAGUACCCUACCAAGAGCCAAUUCAUUUCUUACAUGGAGUCUUAUGCUUCUCAUUUCAAUAUCCAUCCUAAAUUCAACCAGGCUGUAAAAAAGGCGGAAUAUGACCACGUUAAAGGGAUUUGGAGGGUGCAAACUGAACACCUUGAGUACCAUUCUAGAUGGCUUAUUGCUGCUACUGGUGAGAAUGCUGAGCCUGUAAUACCUGAAAUAGCUGGUUGUGGCAGGUUUAAAGGUGCUAUUCUACAUACAAGUGAGUACAAUUCUGGUUCCAAGUUCAAGAACCAAAGGGUCUUGGUCAUUGGGUGUGGCAAUUCAGGGAUGGAAGUUAGCUUAGACCUCUGUAGACACAAUGCGAUCCCUCAUAUGGUUGUAAGAAAUACAGUGCAUGUUCUUCCUCGAGAGAUGUUUGGCAUGUCAACAUUCGGAGUAGCCAUGGCACUUCUAAAGUGGCUCCCCGUGAGAUUAGUGGACAAGUUGCUACUUCUAGGAGCCAAUCUCACCUUGGGCAACACAGACCAAUUAGGCCUGAAACGACCAAAAACAGGCCCCAUUGAGCUAAAGAAUGUCACUGGAAAGACACCAGUGUUGGAUGUUGGUGCAUUAUCACAGAUUAAGUCUGGCAGAAUCAAGGUGAUGGAAGGUGUGAAGGAGAUAACAAAAAAUGGAGUCAAAUUUAUGGAUGGACAAGAAAAGGAGUUUGAGUCUAUAAUCUUAGCAACUGGGUACAAAAGCAAUGUCCCUACUUGGCUCAAGGGAUGUGAUUUCUUCACGAAAGAUGGCAUGCCCAGAACCCCCUUUCCUAAGGGCUGGAAAGGAGGAAAUGGACUGUACACGGUUGGCUUCACAAGAAGAGGCCUGUUAGGAACAGCCUCGGAUGCAGUUAAAAUUGCUCAUGACAUAGCUGGUGAAUGGAAGGCAGCAAAGGAAAGUAUUAGAUCUUGUAAUUCCCAUGUUAUCAUACACUUAGAUCAUGAUGGGGGCAAAUAAGAUGAGAAAAGAGAGAAAAUUCGGGGUAAACUUUCAUAGAUUAAGUUUUUAGGUGGGAGAUUAAUUAGUUGUUCACCAGGGAGGACUAGUUUUCUUUUUUUUUUCUUUUUUUCUCUUUUCUUUCUUGUAAAUGCACCAAUUUUGUAUGGGAGGUUAAUCUCCACUCCUCUUGUAUCUUCCUAGACUUUGUACAAAAUAACGUCCAGAGUAGAAUUUAACUUGAAUUCCCAAAA
Populus nigra (black poplar) is the source of this 1484-nucleotide messenger RNA. RefSeq names its product probable indole-3-pyruvate monooxygenase YUCCA4. Gene Ontology annotation, cellular component: endoplasmic reticulum membrane. Gene Ontology annotation, biological process: auxin biosynthetic process. The record is from RefSeq and is a predicted model, not a curated record. The transcript has 4 exons. Lineage: Eukaryota; Viridiplantae; Streptophyta; Magnoliopsida; Malpighiales; Salicaceae. Gene Ontology annotation, molecular function: flavin adenine dinucleotide binding; monooxygenase activity. The coding region runs from base 1 to 1251 and encodes 416 amino acids.